AUGGGCCAUGCUCGGGAUGCCAGCAGCCGCUCGUUGGCCAAUGCUGCCGCGACGGCACUCAGCUCUGGGCUUCCCGCUGCUUUGGGCCGUGCUGCGGCGGCAGCUGCGGAACCUGCUUUAGGGGUCGUGGCGGAGAGCCGCAGGCAAAGAGAGCAGCAAGAGCAUCUGCUCGUCAAAGCACAAGAGGAGCUCCAAAAGGCAACACGCAAUGCUCAGGCAGCUGUGGAGCGCCGAGCAGGUGCUCCACCUGAGGUUGAAGCUCGCAAGACUCCGGCGGGAAGGUCAGGCAAAGUCCGUGCACAAUCGCCGCGCACGCGAGCUGUUCGUCCAGUACUUCGAGGGCCAGUCCCUUCUGCCAGGCGCCACUCCGGAGAUGGAGAGGCCGGUGCAGUUGAUGGCCAUCCUCCAAGCGGUGUGAGUGCUUCACUGCGCGCUGCAGCGGCGCUGUCGCCGCAUCGGGGCUUCUACCACGCUGCGUCAGGGGCGUCCUUGCGGAAUAGCCGCCAGCAGGCAAGCUCCCGGCUUGCUUGGACCGCGCCCGCAACUCCAGGGGCCGCGGCUCCGUCGGCAGAGCCGCCGUCGGAACCAGAAGAGCCCGAGAAGGAAGAGCCUGUGCAGCCUAGCACGGCGCAACCGGUGCAAUCUUCUCCAUCCUGGAAGCGGCUUGAGAAGACCGUAACUGCCUAUGUGUCGCGCCGGAAUGUCAGCUUGUCAGAGUACGAGCAGGUGUGCCAGCGCUAUGAAGGGCACUUGAACGAAUUGAAAGUUCUCUGCGAUGCUGUGCGUCAAACCAACACUUCUCCACGGACUACCUCUCCAGAGAGGAAGCCUUGCAGUAUCAGUUUUCGAGACCUGCACGACGACAAGGCGUUUCGAGAAUUCCUCGAACUCCGUGAUCCACUUCUAAGCUCGAGGGCGGCCCGACAGCGCAGCUGCAGCCCGCCGCAGGCCCCCCUAAAUCCGCCGCCACCUCCGGCACCCCGAGCGAGAUCUCCGCGCCGAGAGCUGCGCCCGGAGCCGCGCAGAUCCUUCUCAGGUCGAGUAGCCAGCACUCGCCUCCCCGAGGAGAGCCAUCAUGAGGCCGCCGAGGAGAAACCCGUCACACCUCCGCUUUUGAGUGCUGGAGUUCUCUCUGAGACCCCGGUAUCCAUGAUCACCUUCGGCAGGGAUGAGGACAACGACUUGGAGCACGUGCGCAAUUUGUUUGCUACGCAGGUUCCAGAAGCACUUGUUCUUGGAGUUUAUCGCGUGGAGAAUCCCACUUUAGCUGGGGUCUAUGCGGCCGUGCGUGACGCCAUGGGCAGCGACUGUGAGCUGGACUUGUGGCAUGGCACGUCGAGCGAAUGCGUUCCCAACAUCGUUCUCAACGGCUUCAACCGAGCUUACAGCGGUCGACAUGGAACAAAGCUGGGUCACGGCUGCUACUUUUCUGCUUCUGCUGCUUACAGUACAAAGUUCUGUGAGCGGAAGCGGCACCGGCGAAUGGUGUUCUUCGCAAAAGUCCUGGUCGGGGCCUGGGCGAAAGGCUCUCCCGACCUUGUGGAGCCGCCUUGUCGCGACAAGGAUGGCCUGGUGCGUUUUGACAGCACUGUGGACGACGCAGAGUGCCCGGUGAACUUUUGCAUCUUCCGGGACUUUCAGGUUGGUCCGGAGGCCCGACUGAGGCGAAUUUGUGGUGGACGCUCAGGCCUCGGCAUUUCACCUGCGUACGUUUCCUGCCGCUGCUGCGGCCAGAGCGUCAAGGACACGCUCUGUUCCGAGGAUCUCCGGGAGAUCACGUUUUGUUAUGGGCUAUGGGCCAUGGGCCAAAGUGUUUGGCUGAUCGGCCAGGCUUGUGCUGGUGAAGGUCGAAAUGCACCCAUCCUUCGUGCCCCCACCCCAGUGGCCACCACCUGCGCUAUCCUCCGCAAGGCUUUGCCGCACCGCAGCCCUUUCCACCGUCGGCAUGCAUGGGUCAUGGGUAUCCACCGCCCCCAGGCAUCCCGGCAACUAGUGCACUUCCUGGUGCGAUGCCAGGCGGAGUGCCUGGUUCAGUGCCCAGUGCAAUGCCAGGCGCGAUACCCGGCAUGCAUCCUUCACAUCCCAGCCUUCCCCAACUGGCCCAACCGCUCCUCCGCCACCGUGUCCACGAUCUGCCCCUGUCUGGUCAAUCCUUCGAAGACACAAUUGGUGAAGCGAAACGCCGUGCAGAAGAGGCCAGGAAGAAGUUCGAUGAGGAGCAAAGGAAGUCUCGUCGUACCCAUCGUGAUGGAGGAGCUUCUGGAGCUCCAGGCCUGGCUGUCGAAGUUCCCAAGCCUGGACUCCAAAGCCCUCAACGCACUGAAGAGCCUGGACGCCCGAGAUGCUGUGCAGGCGUUGAAGGAGAUCGUGGCUGAUGUGGUUGAAAGGUUGAGCGUAGUCUUUGAGAUAAGGAAGGCAGAUCAGGCCAUUCAAUCCUUCGGUGACACGAAGCUCGAAGUGGCUGAGGACGCAGACGAGAAAGAUAUCAAGAAGGCAUACAGGAAGUUGGUGCUUAAGUGGCAUCCCGACAAGCAUCCAGAGGGUCGAGAUGAGGCCGAAGAGAAGAUUCGUGCCAUCAACAAUGCCUAUGAGACGCUCAGCAAUGCCACCAAGCGUGCCACGUACGACGCUCAGCGGCAGGCGCUACUGCGAAACAGCCGAGGGCAAGGUCCCGACCUGAAGGCACAGAAUUUGGCACCGCGGCAGCGCAUUCCGCGGGAAUUUAUGUUGCAGCCUAUCGGGUAUCCAGACAAGUUUGUGCGCUAUGGCUCCGAGCGAGCACGAGCUCAAUGCGAGGUCACUUCGCGUGCAGAUGCCCGACUCGAUGGCAAGAGUGGAUUGGAUCAGUUUGUGCCCUUCUUCAGAGCGGCGAAGCUCUCUUUGUGGUGGUUGCCAGAUGUGAACAACAUGUGCCGCAUCCGGGCAUUGGAGGCAAGGACUCGGUCGAGCGCUGGCGAAAAGGUCGUUGCUGGGCGCCCCGGUGGCUUUAAUUUGGCCUUCGAGAUUGAUGUCAAUGACGCGCGCGAAUCGGAUCUCCGCCUGGUGGAGGCUGGGAAGGGGGAGAAGAAUGAAAACGUGAAUUUCAUCGUCAUCUCCAGCCCCCUCUACGACAAUGCCUUCCGCUUCGAAGCAGCAUUCCGCCGGGGCUACUUCCUGGCGUUUCGCCCACCGACGCAGCUAAGGAUGAUCCCGUAUAGUGGUGGACAACUUCCCAAGAAGGUCAUCAUCGACUUCACGCUUGUCGAUUUCCAGGCAAUGUUCAAGUUCAUCGACAUCGAGGAGGUCCUUCGGCCUGCCAUUGAGAAGAAGGGUGGCUGGGUCACCUUUGAGGAGGUCAAAGCAGAUGCGAACGUCGUCGCAUACUUCGGAAACAUCUUGCAGAAGCCAGUGUGGGACGAUGACGACUUUCAAACCUACUUUGAGGGCCACUUUGAGAUGUGGGAGUUUCGUGCCACCGACAAUGGGCCAGAAGUCAGGCUGCGUGGCGUGGAUGAGCGGUUGGGAUACGCCCUUGAGCGGGCAAAGGACCCUGAUGUGGCUGCUGAAUUGGUUGUGACGGCCGGCGACGAGCUCAAAGGCUUGCACUGGCGCUACGUGUUGCCGGUCUUCGAAGUCCUCAGCCGGGGUCAGAGCGACGACGUUUCAGCUGUUGUCCAACGCAUGGAGGCGCAGCGCCAGCUUCUCGCCUCACUCUUGGGCGGCGUGCUUUCCACAGCUGGCGAGGCGGACCUACGGGACUUGGCUCGCUUUGCCCAUGCCCUGCUGCCUCUGAGCGAGGGCACAGCACCCGACGUGGCGCAUAGGAGCACCGAGGCUUGCAGCAUGUUGUCAAAGCUUGUCCUGGCUCGGGCGGCUGCUGCAGAGAAGGGUACAGUUGCAGAUGUCGUGAAGCUGGAAGACCUCCGGGUUGUGCUGAUGCUGCCGGGGAUGUCUUCCCACAGCAACAUUCUAGCCAGGAUUACUUCCCCUCCUCUGGCAGAGGCUCCUCUCGACAAGAUACUUGAAGCAACUUCUGGUGCAGCAGCUGCUAAAGCCAUGGGCUUUGCUCGAGAGGCAGGUCAGCUGGCACUUCACCAGGUAGGCCGAAUUGGAACCUCGCCGGCUGCUGUUCACAGCGUGGUGCUGGCGUUGGCAAACAAUGGCUUGCUGCUUGAUGGCUGCGCGUCCCUCUUGGCACAACACUCUGCCCUGCUUGCGACAGAGGACCUGGCCUCGGCAGUGGCCGCCGUCGGAGAUCAGGGCCACGAAGGACUGGGAAAGGGAUCGGUGAGCCUCAUGAACCCCAUCAGCUUCAUGGGCCCGCAUGGGCCCGCAGAGGUCACAGGAGGUUGCUUUGGUCAACAAAGCAGUUUCUGCCCAUGCUGCCAGGACCACAGCUUGUUGCGGCAUGCAAGAACCUCGCAAGCAGAGGCACCAGCUGUUGCCCGAAUGUUUGGUCUCAGAUAUCCGUUGAUCCGUUUGGAUGCAAUGGAGCACAGCUUCCUAUGCCUUGCUGCCUGCUGCCCUGAGCUUCUCAGAUUUGCUGUGGCACGAGGAGAAGCUAGGCUUGUCUUGACAGGUUAUGAGGUGGUGGAGACCGCCGUGCAGGCGUGGAUAUUCCAUUCCGUUCCUCGCAGUCUGGGGUGGGCAUUCUUGUUCUUUCUUAGACAGGUGCUGGGCCAGUGGCCGGCCAGCGAGGCCAUACGCUUGGUCCUUGCAUUGGCAAAGCCGCGGCGUGCGGAGACAAAGGACGAAGCGCCGGAGGUCUCAUCAGCUCUCUGGGCCUCACUGCUCUCCGCCACUGCGGCCAAGGUGCGACCUGCGCUGUCAGACCUGCCGGCUGCAGAACUGAUUCGUUUGGCUCUCGCUGCCAAAACCCAUGCAGAGCAGGGUGGCAAGGAGCUCCUGGAAGGAGUUGCGGUGGAGGCAGUCAGGCGACUGGCCGACUUGCCCCAGGCGCACUUGCUCCUGCUCACACAAGGUCUGACACCGUUGGGCGGCAAGCAUCCGAAGGUCAGGGAGAUCUGCAACUACUGGAGCGAGGUCCUUGGUGAAGACUCGGAGAAAGGCGACGAGGUCUCCAAAAGACGGAAGGAAGUGGAGCGAGGGCAAGCGCUGACUGGCGACCAGGCACUUCGCAUCCAUGCGUGA
Molecule: messenger RNA, 5130 nt
Organism: Symbiodinium natans
Lineage: Eukaryota; Dinophyceae; Suessiales; Symbiodiniaceae
Source: the annotation of a GenBank genome assembly